Messenger RNA from Theobroma cacao (cacao), 2282 nucleotides. Lineage: Eukaryota; Viridiplantae; Streptophyta; Magnoliopsida; Malvales; Malvaceae. The record is from RefSeq and is a predicted model, not a curated record.
AUCAGCCACAAUAAUCUAAAUGGUAACUUGCCCGAGUGCUUCUCCAACCUCACGUCCCUUGAAAGUUUAGAUCUUUCUUUCAAUCAGCUUUUUGGAAAUAUAUCUGUCCUUGAGAGUCUGACCUCCCUUGAAAGUUUAGAUCUUUCAAACAAUUACUUUCGGAUCCCGAGCUCAUUAGGACCCUUCUUCAACCUUUCAAAACUCAAGUACAUCUCUGCAGAUAAUAAUUCCAUAUAUGCUGAAAUCGAGAUGCAUCCUUUGGCCCCAAAAUUCCAACUGCAUGAGAUCAGUUUAUCUUGUUGUGGAGAUGGUGGAUCAUUUCCUCAAUUCCUCUAUCAUCAACAUGACUUGAGGUAUGUUGAUCUCUCUAACAUCAAGCUGAUAGGAGAAUUCCCAAAUUGGUUGUUGGAAAACAACACAAAAUUAGAAACAGUUGUUCUAGCCAACAACUCUCUUUUAGGACAUUUUCAGCUACCUUUCCUUUCACAUUUGCAUUUAUCACAUCUUGAUAUCUCCAUAAAUUCCUUCUGUGGCAACAUUUCAAUUGACAUUGGAGCAAAACUACCAUCGUUAACGUUUCUGAACAUGUCAAAAAAUUCUUUUGGCGGUAGCAUUCCAGCUUCCGUUGGUGAUAUGAAUUUCCUACAAUACUUGGAUUUGUCUAACAAUAAAUUGGACGGUGGAUUACCUGAACACUUGGCCAUGGGUUGCUCCUCAUUAAGUGCCCUUAUAUUAUCAAACAACAGUUUGCAAGGCCAGAUUUUCUCUGCAAAUUUUAGCUUGACAAACUUGAGAGAGUUGCAAGUGGAUGGGAAUCACUUCUCUGGAAGCAUCCCAGAUUGUUUGUCUAAUUGCUCAGAUUUGUCAAUAUCGGAUGUUAGCAAUAAUCAACUCUUUGAUGAGAUACCAAGAUGGAUGGAGAAUUUGUCAAGUUUGUCUAUAUUAGAUUUAAGCAAUAACACAAUUUUUGGUGGGAUACCGAAGUGGAUGGGGAAUAUGUCAAGUUUGGAAACAAUCGUCAUGGCAAAUGAUCAUCUUGAAGGUCCAAUCCCCAUGGAAUUUUGCCAGCUCAAUCUUAAUCUUAAAUUUCUCGACCUUUCAGUGAACAAUAUAUCGGGGAGUCUGCCAUCUUGCUUCAACCCUUUAAGGAUCAGUCAUGUUCAUUUAUCUAAAAACAAGCUACAAGGGCCGCUAGCAAAUGCAUUUCGUAACAGCUCUAAUUUGGUGAUAUUAGAUCUCAGCAAUAACCACUUAAGUGGAAACAUUCCAAAUUGGAUUGGCAAGCUUUCUCAGUUGAGUUAUCUUCUCCUAAAUAACAACUAUUUUGAAGGUAGGAUUCCACUUCAGUUAUGCAAGUUGAGUCACUUAAGCUUGAUUGAUCUUUCUCAUAAUAAUCUUUUUGGGAUUAUUCCCCCUUGCCUGAAGGUUACAACACUGAACAAUAUAUCCGAAGAUCAUGUCCGUUAUGUCGGUGCUGUUGACGCUAUAGCUCCUAGCUCUUCUUUCUCCGCUGAAGAGCCAAUAGAGUUCACAACAAAAAACAUAUCCUACCCAUACAAGGGAAAAAUCCUUACAUACCUAUCUGGAAUUGAUCUCUCUUACAACAAGUUGACUGGUGAGAUUCCCCAUGACGUCAAAAACUUCCUAAACAUCAUUGUGUUGAACCUAGCUCACAAUAAUUUGACAGGAUCAAUCCCAUUAGAGUUUUCUAAUCUCAGACAAAUUGAGAGUCUAGAUCUUUCUUACAACAACUUGACCGGGAAAAUCCCUCCUCAACUUGCAGAGUUACAUUUCUUGGCAUAUUUCAAUGUGUCGUACAACAACUUGUCUGGAAAGACGCUUGAGACCGGACAAUUUGCAACAUUUGAUGAAAACAGCUACCUGGGAAAUCUUUUUCUUUGUGGCGCAUUAUUGCGAAAUAACUGCUCUGCAAUUGAACGAACAUCAAUUGACAAUAGUGAAGACGAUGGUUCAAUUGACAUGGAUGUCUUUUAUGUGAGUUUCAUUGUGUCUUACAUAAUAGUGCUAUUGGGUAUUGCUGUUGUGCUUUACAUAAAUCCUUAUUGGAGACGAGUAUGGUUCUAUCACAUCGAGAUGGGCAUCACUUCUAGCUACUAUUUUGUAGUAGACAAUCUCCCCGGAGGAUUCCGUUGUUGAAAUAUGCAGCCAAUAGAUUUUCAUUUCCACCAAAAAGCUUCAGCCUUUUACCUUUCCUGAUUCAAAUGCUGAGCAAUAAUGGCCUGCCACCUAACUCUAACUCUCCAAAACGCCAUCUCAACCAG